UUUUGGGUGCUAAUUUGUGUGGAAAUGCACGGACAGCCUUCCGCCAAAAUAAAGAACCCAUGCUGGAGAGGUCGGAGGUUUCCACGCUCUGGGUUUCUCGACUCAAGAGCAAACAGCAAAACAGAGUUGCUACACUGUAGUGAGAAGGCAGCUUCCACAGCAUCCGCCCAGAUUUGGUAGCGCUCAGUGUAGGCAGAUGCCAAGCGUUACCCUGCUCUUUAGGAAACCAGGCAUCUCAUUGCAGCCUACCCGGCACUCACGCAGGAACACGCCGAGCGCUGCGAAGGCUCUGACGGGCACUGCCCCUCUGCUGGUAGGCGGCCGCGGCUCUGCCCAACGCAGAGCAGCCCUCGGGGGCCCAUCCGUCCGACCUCCUCGGCCGCCGCGCUCCGGGACGAUGCUGAGCAGCGAGCCGGUGCCUCCGCCCCGCAGCCGCCGGCAGAGAGCAGCACCGGGCACGGCAGGGUGCGGUGAGUAGCCCGAGGCGCGGCCGGAGAUGACCCCCCGGCAGCACGGCGUCCCUCAUGGAGAGCACGGCGGGCGGCCCACGAGCACUGCGGGCGCUGACGGGCUGCCUGCUGGGCGCCCUGGUGCUGGGCACGCUGGCGGGCAACGCUCUGGUGUGCCUGGCCGUCCUGCGCUUCCGCCACCUGCGCACUAAAGUCACCAACUGGUUCGUGCUGUCGUUGGCCGUCUCCGACCUCUGCGUGGCCAUCCUGGUGAUGCCUUGGAAGGCAGUCACUGAGGUGGCCGGUGGCUUCUGGCUCUUCGGCAGCCACUUUUGUGACACCUGGGUGGCCUUUGACAUUAUGUGCUCCACCGCCUCCAUCCUCCACCUCUGCAUCAUCAGCCUGGACCGGUACUGGGCCAUCGCCAGCCCCUUUCGCUACGAGCGCCGGAUGACGCAGCGUCUGGCCUGCGCCAUGAUCGCCACGGCCUGGGCCCUCUCCAUCCUCAUCUCCUUUGUCCCCGUGCAGCUGCACUGGCACAAAGCCAAGGACAGGAGGCACCCCAGCUCCCGCUGCGACGUCAGCCUGAACCGCACCUACGCCAUCACCUCCUCCCUCAUCAGCUUCUACAUCCCUGUGGCCAUCAUGAUCGUCACCUACACCAGGAUCUAUCGCAUCGCCCAGGCCCAGAUCCGCCGCAUCUGCACCCUGGAACGAGCAGGCGGGCAGUGGCCAGCCCACAGCAAGGAGCCUGCCUCCAGUCUGCGGAGCUCCCUGCGCAAGGAGACCAAGGUGCUGCAGACCCUCUCCAUCAUAAUGGGAGUCUUUGUUUGCUGCUGGCUGCCCUUCUUCCUGCUCAACUGCCUGCUACCUUUCUGCCAGCCUGAGAGUGACAGCAACGGGCAGCCACCCUGUGUCAGCCCAACCACCUUCAAUGUCUUCGUAUGGUUUGGCUGGGCCAACUCCUCAGUGAACCCAGUGAUCUAUGCUUUCAAUGCAGACUUCCGUCGGGCUUUCAGCAACCUGCUGGGCUGCCAGUCUCUCUGCUGCAGCACCACCAGGGCUGCAGUAGAGAGAGUCCACCUCAGCAAUGAGCUGGUCUCCUACCACCAGGACACCACCUGCCAAAAGGACGGAGCCACUGCCACCAUGCCUCCCACCACUGUCACAGCCUGGGUGCAGCCCGGGCCCCAUGCAGCGAGUCUUCAGCAGGAAGACAGAGAGGAGCUCCCCAUGGAGAAGAGGCUGAUGAGUGCCCCAGCACAGGCUAUCCCAGGCAGCAGCCCCAAGUGUUGUCAUGUGACAGCCACUUUGCAAUUGGACUGUGGGGCAGAGCUGCCCCUGGAGACUAUUAAUGCCUUUACAGGGCUUGGCAGGCAUGAGGGACACCGUUACUCCAUUCCAGAGGGAUAAGCAACUGUAUGUUUCACACACACAGUCAUCGCACAGAGGCAGCUCACUGCCUACACAUAAAGUAUGCCUAUAUUCCCAAAAAAUCCCAAACCAGAGGGAUGGGAAACAUUGUUUUUAUCCCAGGGGAGUAACAUGUGUAUAAGCCCCAUUCCAAAAGCACACAGCAAUCGUAUAUUAACCUCUUCCCAGCUGCCACCUUCACCUCUUACCCUCUUCUAUAGUAGGCAGAUAUUUCCCACAUAUCCGAUUGCCCCAACUCUUCAGUCAAACUAACUUGUGAUACUGAGAACUGUGUAAUCACAAAAUUUACAUAGAAAACUU
This is a messenger RNA of Phasianus colchicus (ring-necked pheasant), 2183 nucleotides long. RefSeq names its product D(1) dopamine receptor-like. The record is from RefSeq and is a predicted model, not a curated record. NCBI's taxonomy places the organism in Eukaryota, Metazoa, Chordata, Aves, Galliformes, Phasianidae. Gene Ontology annotation, biological process: positive regulation of MAPK cascade; adenylate cyclase-activating adrenergic receptor signaling pathway. Gene Ontology annotation, molecular function: G protein-coupled receptor activity. Gene Ontology annotation, cellular component: plasma membrane.